Messenger RNA from Prorocentrum cordatum, 3855 nucleotides. Lineage: Eukaryota; Dinophyceae; Prorocentrales; Prorocentraceae. The record is from the annotation of a GenBank genome assembly.
AUGGACACGUUGGACAUCCCCGAACCCCAAGUACUCGGGCACUAUCCCAAUGAUGAGGGAGGCAUGUUCUGGCACCACCGCAUUCUGGUGAAAAAGGUCGCAGCGGGGGCGUGGAUAGCUAUCACCCCCGACCUGGAGCUGGUGCGUCACAACCUCUUAGAGCAGCGCCACCUGGUCCUGGACCGCAAUAUGAUGUUCCCUGCGGAUCGCCGAGCCGAAGUUUACGGCUUCGACCCUGCGCCUCGAGCUGAGAUUCUGGCUUUGAGGAGGCAGGCCGCAGUUCAGGCGGCAAUUUUGGGCGACGGCGACCAUGACGCUGGGAUGGAGAAUUUCGCUUGGGUCAUCGCGGAGGUAGAUCACCCUAAGUUUGCCCAGCCCCAGGUUGAUGCAGAGUCGGACCUGACCACCUUGGGCCAGUCCAAGGGCAGGGUUCAGGGCAACCAACUGCAGGAGUGGAAGGCCGCGCGCAGCUCGGAGGGAGAAGACCUCCGUACUCUGGGCGACCAUCGGGACUCCGCAGGCCGCCGUCAUCUCCCGCUUUCGGAUGCUGUGUCUUUGAUGCGCGAGACGAGCGUCGACGAAUGGGCCAUGCCUGGGCCACGAGUUGCUAAGGAGUGGCUUGUCUCGGUUCGGGAUGGCCCUAGAGAUCUUUCCUCUUACCACGGGCAGUGGGCUCGCCGUUCGGGAGUCAGUGACUCCUCGGCGGUGGCCCACGUUCAUUGUGCGCAGUGCGAGUCGGUUCGGUUGGCCAUUCGGACGGACCAGCUCGGUGCGACGAACCUGCCGAGCUCCGAACUCAUCAUGCGCAGGAUCUGCCAGGACGAGACCGCGGUGGCUCGCAACCCUCGCCAUCCUGACUACGGUGGGCAAAAAACAUUGCUUCACGCUCCGACCACCGAGCAGGGCCAGGCGAGCACGAACAGGUUCACGGAGUGGGUCACGGGCCGUCUCGAGGAGCAGGCCGCGAUCUACAGGCAGACUCGGUUGUGGAACGAGGAGCACUCGGGCUUGAGUUUCGAGCAGCGACAGCGAGCACUCUCGGCGCGGGCUUCGCUCAACCACCUCGCUGCUGCCCAACCGAAUUCAAAUAGUUUCUGCCGGGCUCGCCAGUCAUCUCGGGCCCCGACUGCCGUUCAGGAAUGGAUAUUGGACAGCAUUGCGGAGCGCGCUGCCGCUGUGGGGCCCCCCCCGCCUGGCCUGACGGCCGAGGGGGCCGCUCGCGAGUUGCUGGCUUCCAAGGACCUGUACUGCCAGGGGCCGAAGAACCUCGCGCCGUUCGAUCUGACAAAGCUCAAGGUCGCAAAAGGGCGCGCUCGGCCUCGCUCUGCGGCUAACUUCUUGCCACCCUUGCCUGCGGACAUGAUCCGCAACCCCGCGUUGUACAUCGAGAAGGAUGAGGGGGAGAUGGAGUUCAUGCGCCAGCACACCGAUCCUAUUCGUCCUUACUGGGAUCCCGUGCUUCGCUCGAGUCGGACUGAGCGUUGGCGACUCUUCAGGGUGCUGCAUGAGCUGGAUCUGAUAACGUUCAGACGUCGUCUCCGAGCUCGCGCUGCCCUUUUCUUUGUAAAGAAAAAGAAACCAGGUGAUAUUAGAAUGAUUGUGGACGCUAGACAGGCCAACUCUUGUCAUCGUGCCCCUCCGACUUCAAGACUCGGUUCAGCUGGGGCCCUGGCGGACCUCGACCUCUCCGUGGGUGGCGAGUCCGUCGACGGCGUCGGCAGCGCGGUGGGCUGGGACCCCCACGGGAACGAGGCCGAUGUCGAGGACUGCUUCUACAACUUCGCCAUCGAUGGCUUGGCGGAGUGGUUCGGUUUCGACGACCCGCUGCCCGCCGCCGAGAUCAGGGGCACUUACGGCAUCAAUGUCGGAGCGUUCUGGGACCCCGAGCUGAGCAUGAUGGUCUCCGUGAAAGAUGACAUGGUCUUGUACCCGUGCAUGCGUGCUACGUGCAUGGGGUGGUCUUGGGCUCUGUACUUUGCGCAGGAGGCCGCGUCGGCUAUGACAGAACGGGCGCUGCGCUCGCCGUCCCUGCCGACGCCUGCCAUGGUGAAGGAGCACCAUCCCGCCCCCGACUUGAGAGAGUCCAAGGUCAUGGGCAGCGUCUACGUGGACAACAUCACCAUCUUCGGCAGGGACGCCUCUCUAGCCCGUGAGGCAAGCUCCGCCCUACAGGCUGAAGCUGAUCGAUCUGGAUUGCCUAUCACGUGGUCCUAUCCUGAUGUGGUGACCCACCUCGAGACCGUGGGCGUUGAGAUCGUCCUCAAGAAGGGGAAGCUGCGCAACAAGGCCUCCCGAGUCUGGUUAGGCCACGCUGUGUCGCUGCUGAUGCUGGCCAGGCCGGGGUACGCCGCGCUCUCGGCCACGCACCGGUUCGCCGAGGUCGCCCGGGGUGUUCGGACCCCCCUCCCGCGCGAGGUCAUGCACGAGAUGAGGCUGGUCGCCGGACUGGUCUGGCUCGCGGAGGUCGACCUAGCUGCGGCCUACGUGCCGCACGUCUACGCCAGCGCCUCCGCCGACAACGGGCACGGCCUGAUGUACAAGAGGGCCUCGGACGAGGAGAUGCAGUCAGCCUUCCGCUGGAAGGAGAAGUGGAGCUUCAAGCAGCACCUCCGAGGCCCCCGUGUUGGCCUGACCUCGGCCGCUGAUGUCGCUGAGAUGGGCGGCUACAGGGAGGUGGACGAGGCGCAGCUGGAUUACGAGGUGGAGCCCCGUUGCCGCUCCGCCGAGCCGAGCGCUGGCUCUGCCCCUGCCACGGCCUUCGGCCAGUGGCUGCAGAGCAGGGCGGAGGAGGGCUCUGACUCCGCCGGGUCUCACCGACCUCGCCCUCGCCGUCUGCGGCGGCGCCCAGUCGACCCUGGGGGCCCCGACGCCGAGUGCCUCAGCCAGGCGGCCCCCCUGGCGCCGCCGCUGCCUGCCUCCUGGUUCGACCCGGAAGGCUUCAAACUGGUCGCGGCGAGGCGCUGGCGCUGGCCUGGAGAGCACAUCAAUGUGAAGGAGACCCGCGCUGCGGUGAUGGGGCUGCGGCAUGCCUGUCGCGUCCGCCAGAAUUGCGGACGCCGCCUAGUUUCUCUCGUGGACUCCAUGGCAUGUGUUGGCUGCCUGGGCAAAGGGCGGCCCAGCCGCUCAGCAGCUCUGAACGCGCAAUGCCGGCGAGCUGCGGCCUACACCAUCGGCUGUAGAGCGCGUUGGAGGCUGCGGUAUGUCAACGCGAAGUUUAACGUGGCCGACGCUCCAUCUCGUCGGUUCGAGCACAACUCCCCCGACAAAGGGCAUCCGCCCGCCGCGGCCGAGAGCGACAAGCAUCUGGGCCCGCAGCCUCCCGAGGACCAGGGCUUCUUGGAGCUGUUCUCGGGCGAGGGUGGGCUCUCCAGGGCGUUCGAGGAGCUCGGCUCGUCAACUUACCCCUGCAUGGACAUCAAAGAUGGGGCUCACCACGACCUGCUGGACCCGAAGGCCCAGAACAUCAUCUUAGAGGCAUGGGCCCUGGCCGCAGGCAUGUCGGCGCCCGCGGUGGCCCGCAACGGCCCCGACGCACCGGACGGCGGGGACCUGGAGGCCCGGCUUCGCGAUGCUGCGCGACGGCCGGCUUCGCGCGCCCGCGAGCGUCUCCGACCAGCUCGGCAGCGGCUGCAAGCGGAGCCUGACCUCGGGCUCGCUGGCGCCGCCGACUCGGACGGGCUCGAGAGCAGGUAUGACCACCUGCGGCCUUUCAUCGUCUUCGGUCAGGACUCCAACCUCGAGGCGAUCAAGGGCCGCAGCCUGAGCUUCGGUCCGAGGGCGCCUGUCCCUGCGCAUGGGGGCGCCGCCCGCUUCGGCUCGAUCACCUCGACGUCGCUCGAGCGCUAUGGGACCGCA